CGUACGCAAUUUGAUCCUGGUCGGUUGGAUAUGGUCAAAUUAAGUGACCAGCUGGAGAUCCCUUCUGUGGUGACAUUGAUGGAGUUCCGCUUGGACAGCGCGGAGUACUGCCAGGCCCAACACAAAUAAACUGCAGGGCGUUUCGUGCGACGAGGGAGCGGAACGUGCCACCGCUGGACCCAUGCUGCCAGGAGAGCGCGACACUACGCACCCCAAACGCUGUACCACGUACACCCACCCACAGUUACCUUAAAUUCGGAAACCACAUAAUUGAAGCAUAUCAUUCAGUUGCCGACGACCGUGUGAUAACAAAACUUAUGUUUUUCGCAUAAUUUCUUUUAGUUCCAUUCCACAUUCUGAACUUUUGUUUGUUCGUCUCCGAAUGCGAUCUAGUGGUUGAAAGCGACAUCCAUGCGGGUGGUUCUCAUUAUAUAAUUGGACCCUUUCUAAACAAAAGUAACGAAACUGUCGUGUGUUGUGUGGAAAUAGAGUGACAGUUUGUCUGUUAGACUGUGACGGACCGUGACAUCUUUCUCUGACGCGUGUGCAUAAGAACCAGCCAGGUGUGGUAUAUUGUGUGACCAGAGCGAAGCAACUCGAUCAUCAUGAAGCAGAAGGACAUCAGGCCCGCGCCCUCUCUAAUCGAGUACAAGAACAUGCGGUUCCUCAUCACCGACCGCCCAUCCGACGUCACCAUUCAGUCCUAUCUUCAGGAGCUGAGGAAGCACAACGUGUGCACGGUGGUACGCGUCUGCGAGCCUAGCUAUGAUACGGCGCCUCUGAAGGCCGAGAACAUUGAAGUACGUGACCUCGCUUACGACGACGGGACCUUCCCACCUGCUAACGUCGUCGACGACUGGUUUGAGAUUCUGCGUGAAAAAGCGCAGAACAAACCUGAAGCUGCAGUGGCGGUGCACUGCGUGGCAGGACUGGGCCGCGCACCCGUCAUGGUGGCCAUCGCUCUCAUCGAACUCGGCAUGAAGUACGAGGAAGCCGUAGAGACAAUUCGAGAUCAACGCCGCGGUGCCAUCAACGCGAAGCAGCUGUCGUACUUGGAGAAGUACCGGCCGAAGUCUCGGCUGAAGAAGAACGGGCACAAAGGUCCAAACUGCUGCGUGCAGUAAGCAGUCCGCGUCCGUGGAGCACCGUCCUGCGCCCGUAACAGCGAAUGUAGCUCUGCUUUCACACACACACUGACACAGGGGAGCAUAGACAACAAUCAAUUAGUUUUUUAUCCUAGUGUCGCCUCUUUUUGACGACUAUUUUCUUUAUUUUUCGUUUCGUUGGGGGGGUUGUAACCGAAUUCUGCCUUAACCUGCAAGAGCUUGGAAUUAGCACAUUCCCUUUGAGUUAACCUAACACGACUGAGAAUUUGGUUAUGAUCUCGGUACCUUAUUACCCGUUUACGACAUGUUUAUCUCGGGUUUUCUAUGAAAUUUAAUUGAGAGCCUUAUUGUAAGCUAAUGUUUGUAUGUUGAAAGUUAAGGUGUAAUAGCCCUUGUGCUGUAAUGUGUAUUAGUGAAAUAUGUUAAUAGAAGCGAGCCACGAUUUGUGUUCAUAGUUGAAACAGUUACUCGGGUAUUCAUAUGCCUAUAUUCAAUCAUAAUAAAUUCAAUAUCCAUAAUAAUGUGAAACAGUCAAUCUAAUUUUCAUUUCUUUCCGUUUGUUAAUAUGUCGUUGUGUGGUGAAAUCAUGUUUUCCUAAUUUUCCUUUGUAGACACUAUAUUUACC
Spodoptera exigua (beet armyworm) is the source of this 1731-nucleotide messenger RNA. The record is from the annotation of a GenBank genome assembly. Lineage: Eukaryota; Metazoa; Arthropoda; Insecta; Lepidoptera; Noctuidae.